This is a messenger RNA of Chilo suppressalis (striped riceborer), 1712 nucleotides long. Lineage: Eukaryota; Metazoa; Arthropoda; Insecta; Lepidoptera; Crambidae. The record is from the annotation of a GenBank genome assembly.
CUAGCACUGCCUUGAACAUCAAUCGUCAUAUGACCCAUUCUAUCGAGUUUGCAAAGCUUGGGCCAUAUUUGUCUGUUCGAAAGUAGUUCCGUGGAGUGAGUGUGUGCAGAUAGUCAUCACAGUUUUGGGACCUGUAAAUACUCCCACAAAACAAGUUCAAAAUGUCGGCUGAAAACCCAAUCUACGGACCCUUCUUUGGAGUUAUGGGGGCGGCGUCAGCUAUUAUCUUUAGCGCGUUGGGAGCGGCCUAUGGUACCGCUAAGUCAGGCACGGGUAUCGCAGCCAUGUCGGUGAUGCGGCCCGAGCUGAUCAUGAAGUCCAUUAUUCCCGUAGUCAUGGCGGGUAUUAUUGCCAUCUACGGGCUGGUCGUAGCAGUACUGAUAGCAGGUUCCUUGGACAAACCUGCAAUUUACCCCCUCUACAGAGGGUUCAUCCACCUUGGCGCUGGUCUUGCCGUAGGCUUCUCGGGUUUGGCAGCCGGCUUCGCCAUAGGCAUCGUGGGUGAUGCCGGCGUUCGUGGUACCGCACAACAGCCGAGGUUAUUCGUCGGCAUGAUCCUGAUCCUCAUUUUCGCCGAAGUAUUGGGUCUAUACGGGCUCAUCGUAGCCAUCUACCUGUACACGAAACAGUAAAUCUGCCGAGCACACUCCACUCUACUGUGCUCCGAGCCCCGCUAUAGUCGCACAGCCGUCGCCGGUAGCGGGCGAGGCUCGAAGCACCAACAACACUAGUGUCGCCGCCCGACUCCGCCCGGCGCUGCCUCGAUGCUGCGGUCGCGCCGGCCCCGAGUCGUGCUUGUAUAAAUAAUUUUUCUAUCUAUUUCAAAGCCCGCGAUUCGAAUUACCACCCCUCACUAUCAUGUUUCGACGCUACCGUGCGAUGACGUAAUCUUAAUUAUUAUUGUUAAUUUAUUUUUUUUGCCCGCGUUUCGGUGACGGGGCCGACUCUGUCUGUACUCCCGUUCCCGAUGUCCGACAUAUCAUGUGUUGAUUUGCGCGUCCCCCCGUCCCUCGCGAACGAUACUUCAUACCAUCUGACGAUAUCACUUUUAGAUUAUUUUAGCGUAAGGCGAAACUAAUGUACAGUUAGAGUAGAAAUUUAAGUCCAAACAAGUUAUCUUAAAUAAUUUAUGAACCGUUGAAACCCCUGGUACUAUGUACCGUUUCUCUAUUGCUGAGAAGUUAGGUCAAACCUGGCUCCAUUCUACAUGCUAAAUAGCUUUCAGUGUUAUAGCGGACGUUAUGUAUCCUAAUUGAACUGUUGGCCUGUGAAUGUUCUAAUUAUAUCUAUAAUAAUCUCUCUCAAGUGACCACUGAGCAAAAUUCGAUAGCGAGUCACUAAAAUUGUAUUGCCAGGAAAUCAGUAAAUAAACAUGAUUUGUACAUUCCAUAUUAUUUUGUUUCUACUUGAUUGUUCUGCGUGUUUUAUUUUCCUUUCGAUCUACAUUAUUAAUCAAAUAAGUAUUAAAGGUUAGGAAGGCAACUUAGGGAGGUGCUUUCAUAAUUUAUAUGACACUGUCGUAUUCAAAUUAUCUAAGAUAUACUAUAACUUCUACAUUUCUGACGACUUAUAUGUGAAAUAAUUCAAAUACAUAAUAUAUUUAUUCUGUAUACCUCAUAGUAAAAAUGAUGUUUGAAUGAUUAUAAAUUGGUAAGUAAAAUACAUCUAGGUAAAUUGUAUUUUGUUUUAGGUUUCAUGUUAGAGAAUGUUAU